Messenger RNA from Gongylonema pulchrum, 567 nucleotides. NCBI's taxonomy places the organism in Eukaryota, Metazoa, Nematoda, Chromadorea, Rhabditida, Gongylonematidae. The record is from the annotation of a GenBank genome assembly.
AUGAGCGAAGCACUACCAUAUGUCGAGUCGAUCCCUGGCGGUCUGUACCCGGGCCGAGCAAUCGUUUUAAAAGGAGCUGUAGUGCAUGAACCGCAUCAGAAACGUUUUGCCGUGGAACUUUGCUGCGGUUUGCUGGUGCAGGGUGAUCAUCAGGAUGACAAAGCGUUGCAUUUCAACCCUCGAUUCGAUGUCAAUAAUUCUUGGUUUGGUGGUCAAGCGGAUCGGCAGAUUGUAUUGAAUUCGAUGACCGGUAACAGAUGGGGCAUAGAGGAGCGUUAUGCGAAUGUCUUUAAAGAGGGAUAUCCGUUUUCGAUGCGGAUACUCGCACUCGCCGAAUAUUAUAAGAAAGCACAUAUUUUCAGCAGUGCUGCUCUUUUUUUUAAUCUUCGCUCGCCAUUUGUUCUCAAUGUGAAAGCACAGUUUCAGAUUGCCGUGGAUGGGCGCCAUUUAUGUGAUUAUCUACAUCGAAUACCGGUUAGUGAGGUGAAAACGCUCUAUAUAAGAGGAAAUGUGCGAAUCGAUACAAUUGAAUAUCAGGGCGAUGAGGGUAGCCCUGUUGUCGGGUGA